AUGGCUUCUCUGAAAGGCCCAGGUGCUCCCCAGAAGCACGAUGGCUCCGGCCUGCGCAUCGCCAUUGUUCAUGCCCGAUGGAACACCACCAUAAUCGAUUCCUUGAUCAGCGGCGCAAAGAGAGCCAUGCUGGCCUCAGGAGUCAAGGAGGAGAACAUCGUCCUCGAGUCUGUUCCUGGGUCCUACGAGCUUCCUCUGGCGGUCCAACGAGUCUACGCUGCGUCUCAAAUACAAAGCACUGCCAGUACGGUUGCUGGAGGUGUAGGAAGUCUGGCGAGUGGGAUUGGUGACUUGCUGGGCGGCAGCAAUUCGACAACGGAUCUCCAGGGCAGUCUCCAACCGGCUGCGCCAGAGCCCGAGCAGAAGGACACGGCAUUGAAGCAUGCCUUUGAUGCUGUAAUCGCUAUUGGUGUGCUCAUCAAGGGAGAGACCAUGCACUUUGAGUACAUUGCAGAUGCAGUGAGCCAUGGCCUGAUGAAGGUCCAAUUGGACAGCCAAGUCCCGGUCAUUUUCGGCCUCUUGACGGUGCUCACCGAAGGACAGGGUCUAGCCCGGGCGGGGCUCGAGGGAGGCACUGGGAAGGAAGCCAAAGGGCACAAUCAUGGAGAGGACUGGGGAAAUGCCGCCGUCGAGCUCGGAGUCAAGAGGAAAGGCUGGAACGCCGGCAAGAUUGCGUCUUUCUGA
This is a messenger RNA of Exophiala spinifera, 684 nucleotides long. Its product is annotated as 6,7-dimethyl-8-ribityllumazine synthase. The record is from RefSeq and is a predicted model, not a curated record. Bases 1 to 684 code for a protein of 227 amino acids. The transcript has a single exon. Gene Ontology annotation, cellular component: mitochondrial intermembrane space; intracellular anatomical structure; riboflavin synthase complex. Gene Ontology annotation, biological process: riboflavin biosynthetic process. Lineage: Eukaryota; Fungi; Ascomycota; Eurotiomycetes; Chaetothyriales; Herpotrichiellaceae. Gene Ontology annotation, molecular function: 6,7-dimethyl-8-ribityllumazine synthase activity.